Exaiptasia diaphana is the source of this 1429-nucleotide messenger RNA. RefSeq lists its product as uncharacterized. Bases 137 to 1273 code for a protein of 378 amino acids. The transcript is spliced from 6 exons. NCBI's taxonomy places the organism in Eukaryota, Metazoa, Cnidaria, Anthozoa, Actiniaria, Aiptasiidae. The record is from RefSeq and is a predicted model, not a curated record.
CACUUCUACUGAUGCCAUCUACCAGAACACAGGUUUCCUGAGAAAAUAUGGCUUACUAUUUUACAUUUUGAAAGCAGAAGCAAAACGGCCUAAAGUUUAACUCAUAAAACAAGGCUUGCUGCCAAGAGAGUUGACCAUGGUUAAACUUCUCACAUUUCUCGUCAUCCUGGUCUCAAUCAUGAUAAAUCAUCCCAAGUCGUUUGUGGAAUCAUGUGAUGCAARCAAAUUCAUUAAAACAGAGUACAUGGAACUGAAAAACCACACGGUUCAAACUAUUCGAAGAAUUUUUCUUGAGCUGUGUUGGGGAGAGUGCAUGUCGUUGCCAUGGUGCCUGUCAAUCAACUCUCGUAAUAUUUCCGAGAGYGUUUAUGAAUGCGAUCUGAAUAAAUCCAACAAAACAGCGGCUGGUGGRCUGGUACCUAAUCCAACUUCAGACUAUUACGAAAUUGCAAUCCCUGGCGAGAAGAUCUGCAAGCUGUAUAAUUGUGACAAAAAGGAACAACGUUCUUCACAAAUCGCUCCAGUAGCUACCACCUCCAGCAUCAMGGUCACCUCAAGUCCACUGUCUUCUUCUACCGUCACAACAACAAGCACUUUGGUAGCAGCACCAACAACAAGUCCUACAACAGCUACGUCUGCCUGCCAACUGGACUUUCCGAGAUCUUCACAAGAUGACUACUUCGAAAUACUCCCGAGAUUUUCUSAAGACAUCGAGGAGUUGAGCUUGUCAUUUUGGCUUAAAGUGCCYUCAUCGUACAMGAAUAAUUUGGCUAUCGUGUCGUAUAGAACUAAAGAUGAGACAAGCGAUAUGUCAGUGGUAAUCAAAGAUACUUCGGAGGUUGAAUUCAAAAUAAACGGAGGUGGGAAAAAACUUAAGUCAAAUUUCGUAAGGGACAAUACCUGGCAAAACAUAGCGAUCACUAUUACAGCUGACGGAAAAGUGAAAAGCUAUAGAAAUCGAAAGAGAUUGUCGUCAGAAAGUGGAAUGAAUCAAGGAAAGAUUAAAAAAGAUGCUGGAGGUAAACUCCAGUUGGGUAAAAUAUUUGACGGAGACGACUCUUCAAUCGCUAUUCAAGGAAGCCUCGCAGAAGUAUAUAUGUGGGAUAACGCUUUAUCUAAUGAWAACAUCGACAAUAUCUUUAAAUCCAAUUGUGGAUCUAUGGGGGACAUUAGGUCAAACGCACUUAUUUUGAGUUGGGGUGGUAGGAUCUUAAAGUCCAAUGGUUUGAAGGGGCAAGUUAAGAAAACAUGCCCAACAACAUGCCCAGGAUAAAACAGCACAGCACAUAACCCAUCCAAGUUCACCAUGCAACUGAAAUGUUUUUCACAAUAUACAGAUAUAGAGCGGAUUUCGUAUGAGUGGGACACCGUUACCGCACGGUUACCGYACAGUUAYCGCAYCUGGCCUGCACAAUUUUGGUGAACCAAU